Molecule: messenger RNA, 2409 nt
Organism: Oncorhynchus tshawytscha (Chinook salmon)
Lineage: Eukaryota; Metazoa; Chordata; Actinopteri; Salmoniformes; Salmonidae
Product: mucin-5AC-like
Exons: 7
Coding region: 1-2409 (802 amino acids)
Source: RefSeq, a predicted model, not a curated record
AUGACAACUCUACAACUGACGCUCCUACAACAACCACACCUACUACGACAGCUACAACUGAAGUUCCUACGACCACUACAACAGCAGGACCUGCAACAACAACUGCAGCUCCUGCGACAACUGGAGCUCCUGCGACAACUGCAGCUACUCUCCUACGACAACGGCAGCUCCUGCAACAACUGCAGUUCCUACGACAACUGCAGCUACUACGACAACUGCAGCACCUACGACAACGGCAGCACCUACGACAACUGGAGCACCUACUACUACAACUGCACUACUUCUGCAGCUCCUACGACAACGGCAGCUCCUGCGACAACUGCAGUUCCUACGACAACUGCAGCUACUAUGACAACUGCAGCAACUACUACAACUGAAGCUACGACAACAACCACACCUUCCACUACAGCUACAACUGACGGUCCGACAACAACCACACCUACUACGACAGCUACAACUGAAGCUCCUACGACCACUAAAACGACAACUGCUGCUCCUGCGACAACUGGAGCACCUACUACGACCACUGCAGCGCCUACUAUGACAACUGUAGCUCCCACAACAACUACUUCUGCAGCUCCUACGACAACUGCAGCUCCUGCGACAACUGCAGUUCCUACGACAACUGCAGCUACUACGACAACUGCACCUACUACGACAACUGCAGCACCUACUACGACCACUGCAGCGCCUACUACGACAACUGUAGCUCCCACAACAACUACUUCUGCAGCUCCAUCGACAACUGCAGCUCCUGCGACAACUGCAGUUCCUACGACAACUGCAGCUACUACGACAACUGCACCAUCUACGACAACUGCAGCACCUAUGACAACUGGAGCACCUACUACGACAACUGCAGCACCUACUACGACCACUGCAGCGCCUACUACGCCAACUGUAGCUCCCACAACAACUACUUCUGCAGCUCCUACGACAACUGCAGCUCCUGCGACAACUGCAGUUCCUACGACAACUGCAGCUACUACGACAACUGGAGCACCUACUACGACAACUGCAGCACCUACUACGACCACUGCAGCGCCUACAACGACAACUGUAGCUCCCACAACAACUACUUCUGCAGCUCCUACGACAACGGCAGCUCCUGCGACAACUGCAGUUCCUACGACAACUGCACCAUCUACAACAACUGCAGCACCUACGACAACUGAAGCACCUACUACGACAACUGCAGCACCUACUACGACCACUGCAGCGCCUACAACGACAACUGUAGCUCCCACAACAACUACUUCUGCAGCUCCUACGACAACGGCAGCUCCUGCGACAACUGCAGUUCCUACGACAACUGCAGCUACUAUGACAACUGCAGCAACUACUACAACUGAAGCUACGACAACAACCACACCUUCCACUACAGCUACAACUGACGGUCCGACAACAACCACACCUACUACGACAGCUACAACUGAAGCUCCUACGACCACUAAAACGACAACUGCUGCUCCUGCGACAACUGGAGCACCUACUACGACCACUGCAGCGCCUACUAUGACAACUGUAGCUCCCACAACAACUACUUCUGCAGCUCCUACGACAACUGCAGCUCCUGCGACAACUGCAGUUCCCUCCUACGACAACCUCAACUGCAACACCUUCUACAACUGCAGCUCCUACAACCACUAUGACUGCAGCAACUACUACGACAACCACAACUGCACCUACUGCUACAACUACAACUGCAGAUCCUACUACAACAUUAGUUGUAGUUUCAACACCUACUAUGAUAACUGCAGCACCUAUUACGACAACUGCAGCACCUAUUACGAAAACUGUAGCUCCUACAACAACUACUUCUGCAGCUCCUACGACAACGUCUACUGCAUCACCUUCUACAACUGCAGCUCCUACGACCACUACGAUUGCAACAACUACUACGACAACCACAACUGCAGAUCCUACUGCUACAACCACAACUGCAGAUCCUACUACAUUAGUUGCACUUAUGACAACACCUGCAACGACAAUUGCCGCUCCUACGACAACUGCAGCUCCUAUGACAACUACAGCUCAUACAACUGCAUCUCAUACAACAAUAACUGUAUCUCUUUUUACCACUACACCUGUAGCGCUUACUACAGCCACAACAGCAACACCUACAAAUACAACUGGAGCACCUGCUACAGAAACUACAAUUGCACCUACUACGACAACCACUACUGCAACUUCUAUGAUAACUGCAGCUACUCUGACCAAUGUAGCUCCUACGACAACCAGAACUUCAGUUUCUACGACGAACACCACCUUAGCUCCUACGACAACAACGACAACUGCAACUCCUAUGACAACGACAACUCCAGCACCUUAUAUGACAACCGCAACUGUAGCUACAGCAACAACUGUAGCUCCUACAACAAUACUAUCUGUAGCUUCUACAACCACUAA